AUGGCAACGGAGGUUAUGAAGGGGUACAACGAUCUGCAGCAGGAGCUGGACCGUGCGAGAUGUAACCUGAAGGGAUUGAAUGAUAACAUUCGGAGAAUAUUUGGACGCGAUCCAGCCAAUGCCGAGCAGUACAACAACGGCCGUGAUGAUACCGGUGGACCGUACACACCGAACGGAGGCAACAAAAAAAGUCCCGCCGUAAAGGAUUUACCGUACGCCGAUUCCCGCAAGCGAAGCUCGCUCGGAUUCGAUUCACCGCAUCAUGGGAUGGGACCACGCCGGGACCAUCAUGGUCGGCCAUACCCAGACCUGGGUCAAAAUCCAGCCAAACGUCGUGCCAUAGGAGAAACAAAGUCCGUUUUUAGCCGGCUAUCUGGGCCUCCGAAUCGUGACGUUGAUUACGAGAAGCCACGAAUCUUGUCCCGCAUCAUCAAGGAACAACCAUCCAAGGAGGAUAUUGUAGCAGCGCAAGGAUCGGACGAACGGUCGCGUGCCCGUAAUCGGCGCAUCUUCGGUUCACUGCUGGGUACGCUGCAAAAGUUCUCCCAGGAAGAAUCGAAACUCAAGUCCAAGGAGGAGAAAAAAGCGAUGAUCGAAAAGAAGCUGGAGGAGCAGGAGAAAGCGGAACGGGAAAACAUGCUCAAGGAGAAGCAAUGCCUGUUUACGGACCGGAAACGGCAGCAGCUGGAAAUUCGCGCGCUCGAAACGAAGAUGGCAAUGCUGAAGGCACUGGAAAUGUGGGAAAAUUCGAAACGACCGUUGCAAAACUUUAUCAAAACGAAAACGAAUCCUCCGAUAUACUACCUACCAAAGCGGAUGAAUGCUGCCAUGGAAAAGAAGCUGGCCGAAUGUCAGCAGGAGCCGCAGAAAAUGUUGGAAGAAAAGCGCCAAGAGGUGAUGGAAAGCAUUGAAGCGGUUGAGGCACGGUUCCGAGCGGAUAUAAAAUCGCUGGAAGAAAACGAUCCGAAAGAUCGUUCCCAUGGCGGUGGCUAUGAGCGGGUAAAGUCUUCCGGCAGCUUCGAUGAGAGCUUGCUCGUUGUCUCCGGUGGAACCAAGCACGAUCGAUCAAAGCUGGACGAUGACGAAGAGGACGAUGAUCCGCACAGUACGUACCACUAUGAACAGGACGAACAGCUCGAAGUGCCCGAAGGGCCAGCCUUACCAGCGUCGAUGGCGUCAAGGUUUAAAAUUACCAUUCUUAACACUGAUCUUAAGCAUGAUACCACCGAACGACGGGAUAUGCCUGCCGAAGAAUCGAAACCCAUCCGGCUACUGUCUGCCGACGGUAUGGAGGUGGACGCAUCCGUUACAGAAAUGGAUGAAGAUUCGGAAGGUGUUGGCAGACGGAAGACCUCGAUCGAUCGUACGAAAAAUAUUCAAAUCACGUUCCGAACGUCUGUCCCGGAGGAUAAUUGAUCGUCCCAUGGCAGGGCGGUGCG
This is a messenger RNA of Anopheles maculipalpis, 1439 nucleotides long. It is a transcript of the gene Pnn, whose product is annotated as pinin. Bases 1 to 1416 code for a protein of 471 amino acids. Lineage: Eukaryota; Metazoa; Arthropoda; Insecta; Diptera; Culicidae. The transcript has 3 exons. The record is from RefSeq and is a predicted model, not a curated record. Gene Ontology annotation, cellular component: catalytic step 2 spliceosome.